UUUGUGUGAUUGUCUUUUAUAUGUCUAAUUUACUGCAGUUUGUCUAUUUUGAACCUGUGGUUAAAGAGUUUUCUAAUAUUUCCCUGUUCAUUUCCUUUAUUUCAGAAAAUCCAGAAAAAAGGAGGAAAGGGAAUAAAGCCUCUGCUUUCUUCAAGAGAGCAUGGAAGGCUGUGAAGCGCCCUUUCCUUUGCUGUGGCCGGAACAGAGUGGCUCCAUUUGAACCACAGUCGGAUAUCGAUGAUUGCGAGCAUCUGCCUGUUCCAGGUCCCUCCAGGACCGUCGCAGCACAUGCAGACCUUGAGCCGGUGUGGCUGCCAGGCCAGGUCUGUGAAGACCCUCAGCCGUUGAGUGUUCCGGGCCCCUCCAGGAUCAAGCAAACAGCAGAUCCGGCCCGUCCUGAGUCCUCAACGGCCCUGACAGGUCAUGUUGACACUGAGCUGGUGUGUCUGCCAGGCCAGAUCUGGGAAGAUCCUCAGCCAAUCAGUGUCCAUGGCCUCGCCAAUAUUAAGAACAUGACGGAUGCAGAUUCGGCCUGUCCUGAGUCGCCUCCGUCUGUUCAAGACCCCUCUGAUAUUGAUGGGACUGAUGAAAAACCCAAGAAAGGAAGGAAAGGGAAAAGAGUCUCUGCUUUCUUCAAGAGAGUAUGGAAGGCUGCAACGUGCCCUUUCCUGUGCUGUGACACCGAUGUAGUCCAGCAUCUUACACCACAACCUGAACCUGAACCUGAGCCAGAGCCAGAGUCAGAGUCAGAUUCCGAGUCCGAGUCCGAGCCUGAGCCUGAGUCAGCGCCAAAAUCCGAGUCCGAGCCCGAGCUCCGGCCAGAGUCUGAGCCAGGGCUGGAGAAUGAAGCUGAUCCUGAGGCAGUGCCUGCUGAAAUUAUGCCUGAAAUCGCAGAACCCGCUGACCCUGAGAUUUGA
This is a messenger RNA of Danio rerio (zebrafish), 917 nucleotides long. The record is from RefSeq and is a predicted model, not a curated record. NCBI's taxonomy places the organism in Eukaryota, Metazoa, Chordata, Actinopteri, Cypriniformes, Danionidae.